AUGUCAGGCCAGAAUGAGGAAUUAACAGCCGAUGAAAUCGCGUUAUAUGAUAGACAAAUAAGAUUAUGGGGUAUGGCAACUCAAUUAAGAAUGAGAUCAACAAAAAUUUUAAUAAUAAAUUUAGGUGCAGUAGGUACAGAAACUGUUAAAAAUUUGGUAUUGGGAGGUAUAAAUUCAAUUGAAAUUCUAGAUCCUUCAUUUGUCAAGGCUGAAGAUUUUACUGCUCAAUUUUUUUUACCUAAUGAUCAAUCAAUAAUUGGGGAGUUGAAAUUACCUUUAGUUUAUGAUAAGAUUAAAGAGUUGAAUCCCGCAGUAAACUUAUCAAUCAAUACGGGAUCAAUUAAUGAACACAUUGGAGAUUUAAACUAUUUAAAGAAAUUUGAUUUAGUUAUAGGCACAGAAUUAACAAAACAACAAAUCAUAGAAUUAAAUAAAUCAACAAGAGAAUUAAAUAUUCCAUUAUAUGUAAGUGGAAUGCAUGGAAUGUUUGGUUACAUAUUUGUUGAUUUGAUCCAACACUUAUCAAUUAAUGAAAUGAAUGAAAGUUCGAUUCCAAGAAGAAUCAAUAUCGAAUAUUCAAGAAAUAAAAAAAUUAUAAAAGUUGAAUCAAAUAAAGAAACUAAAGUUGAUUCGGUGACGAUAAAGGAUAAAUAUUCACCUUUAAAAACCAUAUUCACCUCAAAAACAUUACCGGAAAUAUUGAAAAAGCGAGAAUUGAAAAAAGUCAAUGCUUUACCAAUAAUAUUCACUUUGUUUGAUAUACUGAGACCAGAAAAUCCAGAAGAUAUAAUACAUCCAACAGAAUUAAAAGAAAAACUUAAAUCAACAUACGAAGACUUAUCAUUAGAUCCAUCAUUAAUUUCUACAGAAUACAUUGAAAUGUUUAGUAAACAAGCAUUUACAGAAUUCUCACCAACAGCAGCAAUAUUGGGGGGAACAUUAGCUCAAGAUGUUAUACAAUAUUUAAGUAAAAAUCAUUCACCUAUAAAUAAUGUUUUGGUGUUGGAUGCAGUUGAAGUAGUUAUGCCUAUAUAUUCUAUGUAA
Lodderomyces jiufengensis is the source of this 1044-nucleotide messenger RNA. Its product is annotated as E1 ubiquitin-activating protein. Gene Ontology annotation, cellular component: cytoplasm; SUMO activating enzyme complex. Gene Ontology annotation, molecular function: SUMO activating enzyme activity. Gene Ontology annotation, biological process: protein sumoylation. The transcript is spliced from 2 exons. NCBI's taxonomy places the organism in Eukaryota, Fungi, Ascomycota, Pichiomycetes, Serinales, Debaryomycetaceae. Bases 1 to 1044 code for a protein of 347 amino acids. The record is from RefSeq and is a predicted model, not a curated record.